Molecule: messenger RNA, 4480 nt
Organism: Bombus impatiens (common eastern bumble bee)
Lineage: Eukaryota; Metazoa; Arthropoda; Insecta; Hymenoptera; Apidae
Gene: tws
Product: protein phosphatase PP2A 55 kDa regulatory subunit
Exons: 12
Coding region: 847-2256 (469 amino acids)
Biological process (GO): peptidyl-serine dephosphorylation
Cellular component (GO): cytosol; protein phosphatase type 2A complex
Molecular function (GO): protein binding; protein phosphatase regulator activity
Source: RefSeq, a predicted model, not a curated record
AGGGACGACGGAGCGUUUCAGUAGUAAACACCAGUUGGCGUAAGACAGUGUCGGAUGGCUGUCAUCGGUCAGCGGUCGCUACCACGGUACGUAGUGUGUGUACGAUCAGGCGGUGAUGUGUGUACGCUGUCCGCGUGUGUAUCUACGCUCGUUCCUUAAGGAACAGUUCGCACGAGUGUUCGUGCAUUCGAACGUGCUUGCGUGCGUACGUACGUACAGAAACCUAUUCGCCCUCGUGUUUUAGAGUGCUCGUGACAACGCGUUGUUACAAUCGUGGCAUUGCCCAGUACGUUCAUCGAAAGUGCACGCCGUUGUUACGUUUGCACAUUCAACUCGACGUUGCACCUGUUUUCUUUGGUCCUGGUGUCGUUCACCGAGGCGUCUGGUCGCCCCACCGUCCUCACUUCCUGUCUAUCAGCUUUUUAAUCAAAUCUACUUGUACGUGUGAAAUACAUCGAUCUUCUCGAUGGCAUACGACUGUUUUGCUGCUUUUCCAAAGAAGAAGCCAGAAUGACGAACUGUUCUGAACAUCUACUUAUAUCGAGUCCGAUAUUCGAACGAAUCGAGCCCUUUACUAAUCGGAUCGCGAGAGCCAAGUUCCAUCAUCGUACAAAAUUGUGACGUCUGAGGCAAAGUGGAGGUUGAGAUUCGAAAUAAUAGCGUGGUUAACAGGUGGAAAAGAGUUGACGUUCGCGAAAUACCACCACGCGUCACGCAGGGGUGGUGGGUCUAUGGGGGGCACCGCCCCAGCGGCCCCCCGGCUCCAGUCCAAACGGAAACUGCCGGAACGGUGCUAUCCUGGCAAGGUCCAAGACCGCUCCGCUUCCGGUACCACCGUCAAAACGGAUGAAGAGCCCCUCCAACAUCAUGAGGCAGUCUAGCCUCACCAAGCUUGGCUCCAUGAUCAAUACCGCUGUGAACAAGAGAGUCGGUAAUGGUGACAUACAGUGGUGUUUUUCACAGGUGAAAGGAACAUUAGAAGACGAUGUUACUGAAGCUGAUAUAAUCUCAUGUGUUGAAUUUAACCAUGAUGGCGAUCUUCUUGCAACAGGAGAUAAAGGUGGUCGGGUGGUUAUUUUUCAGAGGGAUCCUGUCAGUAAAAACAGUAUACCCCGAAGAGGUGAAUACAAUGUAUACAGCACCUUUCAAAGUCAUGAACCUGAAUUCGAUUACCUGAAAUCAUUAGAGAUAGAGGAAAAAAUUAACAAAAUUAGGUGGUUAAAAAGAAAAAAUCCAGCACAUUUUCUACUUUCCACAAAUGAUAAAACAAUUAAAUUGUGGAAAGUCAGUGAACGAGAUAAAAGAGUAGAAGGGUAUAAUACAAAAGAAGAAAAUGGUACAAUUCGUGACCCCGCUUGUAUCACUUCCUUGAGGGUACCGACUAUAAAACCAAUGGAGUUGAUGGUAGAAGCAUCCCCAAGGAGAAUAUUUGCCAAUGCGCACACCUAUCAUAUAAACAGUAUAAGUGUUAACAGUGAUCAGGAAACAUACCUCAGUGCUGAUGAUCUUAGAAUUAACCUUUGGCACCUUGAAAUCACAGACCAGAGUUUUAAUAUAGUAGACAUUAAGCCAACUAAUAUGGAGGAACUAACAGAAGUAAUAACUGCCGCGGAAUUUCACCCGGCAGAAUGUAACGUCUUGGUUUAUAGUAGUAGCAAAGGAACAAUUAGACUCUGUGACAUGAGAUCUGCUGCGCUUUGUGACCAACAUAGUAAGCUCUUUGAAGAACCAGAAGAUCCAACAAACAGAAGUUUCUUCUCCGAAAUAAUUUCGAGUAUAAGUGAUGUGAAACUUAGUAAUUCAGGAAGAUAUAUGAUCAGUAGAGACUACCUCAGUGUGAAAGUGUGGGAUUUGCAAAUGGAAACGAAACCCAUUGAAUGUUACCCUGUACAUGAAUACCUAAGAUCAAAGUUAUGUUCAUUAUAUGAGAAUGAUUGUAUCUUUGACAAAUUCGAGUGUUGUUGGAGUGGUAAUGAUUCUGCUAUUAUGACGGGUUCAUACAAUAAUUUCUUCAGAGUAUUCGAUCGUACAACUAAACGUGAUCUCACAUUGGAAGCAGCACGUGACAUUGCCAAACCAAAAACACUUCUAAAACCACGUAAAGUUUGUACUGGUGGCAAACGUAAAAAGGAUGAAAUUAGCGUGGACUGCCUUGAUUUCAAUAAAAAGAUACUACAUACUGCUUGGCAUCCAUCUGAAAAUGUAGUAGCUGUUGCUGCUACGAAUAAUCUCUUCCUAUUUCAAGACAAACUCUAGCACAUCUGUAUGCAGAUCAUUCAGCGGUACAUAUUGACGUGAGCAAGGCACGUUCAACUGAAAAAUCCCAAUGGAACAAGGGAUGCCUGAAUUAUACUGACGAAAGUCAACUAUUAAUAUGUCAAUGGUUGACUGACCGAAAAGUGGUGUACGUAGCGCCGUCCACACAGCUCACAUAUUCAUACACACUAUGUAUACACACAAAGACAUACAGAAUUGCACGUAACACCUUGUCGCGCGUAUAUAUGUAUAUAAAUGCAUGCAAGCAAAGACAUAUGCAUAGCUCUCCAAUUUAUUGAAUUCCGCUAGUUCAAAUAAAAUGCACGUGGAAUCAUUGCCCAUUGACAAAGAAAAAUGUACAGUUCAAUCAAUCAAGAGACUCGUGUUGGCGGUUAUUAUUUAAAUAUUUUAAUAGAAGAUUAAUAUAUUCAGUUCGCUUGUAUAAUAGAAAUUUUGAUACCGUACAAUUUAAAGUGCUUUUUAAUAUAGGUGAUUUUUCUACGUAUGGAAUGGUAUCUGUAAAAGAAACUGCAUUAGUAGGAUCAACUGCAUAGAAUUAAAAGUCGCUAGAUGCGAUAAUUGUGUUCUCGGUACAUGUGUGUAGCAUAUAAUACCUUUGCUUAAUAAAUUAUUUGCCAACCAAAAUGCCUAGACAUGCAAAAUUAAAAGUAGAGAUGAUUAUAUGUGCCAAGAGAUGUGAGAUUAAUGUGUAGCUCGUUACUAUUUUAUUCUCAAUCCAGUAUUGUUUUUCAUAACUUCUCGCGUAGUACAAUUUUGUGUUUUCGGUAGGUAGCUCAUUUUCAAAAUUAAAUUUUUCUGUGUCGAAAACUAUAUCCUUUAUAUAUCAAAUUCGUUGCUGAUUUUAGAGUAAAAAUAUUUUGAUAACUAUUAACAAUUGCAUUUAAAAUAUACCAGCAGUUACCAUUAAGAAGAAAGCCGAGCUUUCAAUUAUUUCAAUUAGUCGUUUGUUGUCAUACAUAACUUAGUAAAAGAUAAUAUUAAAUAAUAGGCCUAUAUCCUCGUGUCUUUAUUUCCUAAAUAAAAUAUAUUAUCAAAUACCCUUAUCAUGGCAUGUUAAAAAACAAAUAUUCGCCGAUACGAGUCAAAAUAUGAGAAGACAAGACAAAUUCACCUUUCAGUGAAACUUUGAAGAAAAAUGAACAUCGAUGCAUUGCAUACUUUAAACAGUAAAGAGUAUGAGUGUAAAGCACCAUUCGUCAGUUGCCGCUUUCUAAUAAUAAGAAAAAGAAAGGACUCAGUCAAGAAGUAUAAGGAACUUACGAUAACUGUAAGUGGAAUACAGGUUUUCUAAUAUUUCUUAUUGACAACUUAUUAACACUUAUACUCUUACACAUAUAAGCAGCGAUUUCCUACACGAAUUAAAAUAAAACUAAAAAGUGCAUUUGACGAUGGUAAGCUGCGCUUGCAGAGUUUAUAUGUAUAAAUUAAAUAUGUGCUGAGUAAAAUAUAUUAGCGGAAUAUAACGUCGACAUUGUGGAAUUUAUAGAGACGAAAUUUGAACGAAACCACGCGUGAUUGAAACAUACGCGCGGAUUAUCGAUUGCGAUCAAGGUGAAUAAAAUUGAAACUUUUUUAUCAAUGGAAAAAAUUCGAUAGCGAAAAUUGUCUUUAACGAGACAUACCUUAUAUUGGUGACUUAAAUUGUACAUGAUUGAGAAUUAGAACUAGUAAUUUUCACGUGUAUAAAUAACAAUUCUUGAGUCAUAGGCAAAUAAACGACUUUCGAGGUUUCCUAACCAUAUAAGCAAUCAUAUAGUUUUAUAAAAAAAAAAAAAACAAAUAUAUGAUCGCUGUGCGGAAAUGAUUACAGGAGAUUCGCUUUAACACGUGAAUCGUCCUUAAUUUUUAUUUAAUUCUCCGAAAGAUCUGCUAUAUGGCCAAAAAUAGACACGCGUGAUAUAAAAAAAACUAUUUUAAAUUAAGCGCUUUGAAUGGUUUAAACUAAUCACAUUCUUAUUCAAAUGAUGUAAUAUUUAAGCAUUAAGUUUUAGGUACUGGAAAUUCUUGAUUAGCUAUUUUCUGAGUUAGACUUGAAAGUUCAACUUAAUUAAAAAAAGAAAUAUUGCAUAUUAUUACGUUUCUUGCAACAUAACUUUCAUACAACUUAUCUUAUUAAAAAAAAGAUGGUAAAAAAUGCAUUUGAUAUGGUAUAGCUUAAGAAAUUUAGUUGUGUUACUCCCACGUUAACGAGAGAGAAAAAAAA